Messenger RNA from Arabis nemorensis, 363 nucleotides. The record is from the annotation of a GenBank genome assembly. NCBI's taxonomy places the organism in Eukaryota, Viridiplantae, Streptophyta, Magnoliopsida, Brassicales, Brassicaceae.
AUGAAAUUGCUGGAAUUGAAAGAUCGUGAAUCUAGUGAUGAUGUAGCCAUUGGAGAAACGACUCCUGAAUUGGGUGCUAGGGCUAAGAGUUCCACAUCCCGCUGCAACGGAUCAGGCUGGUGUGAUGUUCAUUUUGCAAAGGUUUUAAAAGCACAGCUAGGAUUUAUAUAUAUCAAGGGAGAAGGCGCAGUAGAAAAGGCGGUGAAGCUUAGUGGAUGUGAAUGUGAUGAUGUGAAAGGAUGUAAGUUUGUAGCUAAAAAGCAUAUUCAGGCAAAAAGACUUCGUGGCAAUCAGUCUACUGGCUAUACUAUCCCAGAUUGGUAUAUCCAGAAGGUUAAGAGGGCUAAGAUGGCUAAGGAGUAG